GUAGCAGUUGAGCUGAAACCGAAAGGAAGAAGAAGGGGAAGAAGAUGGAGAUGUAUCAGAUCUGGAGCAGGAGAAUAGCGUUGGGAGCAUUCGCGUUUGCGUUGCUGUUCUUAUCGGCAUCAGCAGACGACGUCGUUGUGCUAUCCGAAGAAAACUUCGAGAAGGAGGUUGGUCAGGACAGAGGAGCUCUCGUUGAGUUCUACGCCCCUUGGUGUGGACAUUGCAAAAAGCUUGCUCCAGAAUAUGAAAAGCUGGGUCUCAGCUUCAAGAAAGCCAAAUCUGUUUUAAUCGGCAAGGUGGACUGUGAUGAGCAUAAGAGUCUGUGCAGCAAAUAUGGAGUGUCUGGGUACCCUACAAUUCAGUGGUUUCCAAAAGGAUCUCUGGAACCCAAAAAGUAUGAAGGCCCACGCAAUGCAGAAUCACUUACUGAGUUUGUAAAUACAGAAGGAGGAACUAAUGUGAAGAUUGCUUCAGUUCCAUCCAAUGUAGUGGUGCUAACACCUGAAAAUUUCAACGAGGUUGUCUUGGAUGAAACCAAAGAUGUAUUGGUUGAGUUUUAUGCACCAUGGUGUGGACAUUGCAAAAGUCUUGCUCCUACUUACGAGAAAGUUGCCUCUGCAUUUAAAUUGGAGGAAGAUGUAGUGAUUGCAAAUCUGGAUGCUGAUAAAUAUAGGGAUCUGGCUGAAAAGUAUGAUGUGAGUGGAUUUCCUACCUUGAAGUUCUUCCCCAAGGGCAAUAAAGCCGGUGAAGAGUACGGAGGUGGAAGAGACUUAGAUGACUUUGUGGCUUUUAUCAAUGAGAAAUGUGGAACGAGUCGGGAUGGACAAGGACAACUUACUCCCAAAUCUGGUAUAGUAGAAAGCUUGGAUGUCUUGGUAAAGGAAUUUGUAGCUGCCAGUGAUGAAGAGAAGAAGGCUGUGUUUACCCGAAUAGAAGAGGAAGUUGAGAAGCUUAAGGGUUCGUCUUCAAGGUACGGAAAGAUUUACUUGAAAGCUGCCAAGAAUUACAUGGAGAAAGGUUCUGAUUAUGCUAAGAAAGAAAUCGAGCGCCUACAGCGCAUGCUUGAGAAGUCUAUCAGCCCUGUGAAGGCCGACGAGUUCACUCUUAAGAAAAAUAUCUUGUUGACAUAUGCUUGACUUGUUGGCGUGACUGUCAACCAUCUCUCGGAAGCUAGUGUUCCACCUCAGCUCCUUCUGAUGAUUGUUUGACUUUGAUAUAGAAAUUGCUGGGAGAUUUUCAACGUGGAAACUUGUAAUGCUUAAUUUGAAUAUGUUAAAAUGACCCUAUCAUGCAUGGCGAUUUUGGGGUCAAGAAGAUUCAUCUUCUUUCUUCCCCACUGUAGUUUACCUCUUGAGCGAUUUUGGGACUAAAUUUAUAACGUGACGGUUAUGUAUUCGAUACUUGUUUCCCUUUUGAUUAUAUCUAUUAUAAGAAAUGAAGACAAUACAACAAU
Molecule: messenger RNA, 1453 nt
Organism: Gastrolobium bilobum
Lineage: Eukaryota; Viridiplantae; Streptophyta; Magnoliopsida; Fabales; Fabaceae
Product: probable protein disulfide-isomerase A6
Exons: 11
Coding region: 45-1136 (363 amino acids)
Biological process (GO): protein folding
Cellular component (GO): endoplasmic reticulum
Molecular function (GO): protein disulfide isomerase activity
Source: RefSeq, a predicted model, not a curated record